GUUAAAUGAGAAUCUUGUUAUUUUUUUUCAGGUUCAAGUUGGGGAUAUAGUGAAGGUUGUCAAUGGACAAUUUUUUCCAGCAGACCUUAUACUAGUUUCAUCAAGUGAGCCAAUGGGAAUGUGUUACAUAGAAACAUCAAAUCUUGAUGGAGAGACUAACUUAAAAAUCAGACAGGCCUUACCCCUUACUGCAAAAAUGACAUCACUUCUAGAGAUUCGUUGUAUGCAAGGACGUGUGGAGUGUGAAGGACCAAAUAAUCGACUUUACGACUUUGUUGGAAAUAUCACUCUUCAAACUCAAAAAUCAGUACCAGUUGGUCCAGAGCAAAUCUUGCUAAGAGGAGCAAAUUUAAGGAACACACAGUGGGUAUUUGGUCUAGUUGUCUAUACCGGACAUGACUCCAAACUUAUGCAGAACUCCACAGCUGCUCCCAUCAAGAGGUCAAAUGUAGAUCACACUACCAACAUUCAAAUCUUAUUCUUGUUUGGGCUGCUUCUUGUCCUGGCUCUUUGCAGUACUAUUGGGUUUAAGAUUUGGACAGAUAACCAUCGGGACACUGAUUGGUACCUGGGAUAUUCUGGUAAAAAAGCCCAGAAUCUUGGCAUGUCCUUCUUGACGUUCAUCAUUCUGUUCAAUAACCUGAUCCCUAUCAGCUUGACAGUUACACUUGAGGUUGUGAAGUUCAUACAAGCCAUCUUCAUAAAUCUAGAUAUUGACAUGUACUAUGAUGAGACAGAUACACCAGCAAUGGCAAGAACUUCCAAUCUAAACGAAGAGUUAGGGCAGGUGAAGUACAUUUUCUCAGACAAGACAGGCACGCUAACAAGAAACGUGAUGGAGUUUAAGAAAUGUUCCAUUGGAGGAAUCAGUUACAGUGGUGGAAGAGAAACGUUCAUGGAUCCAGCUCUGUUAGAUAAUCUUAGAGAACACCAUCCGACAGCUUCAGUGAUUCGAGAGUUUUUGACGUUAUUAGCCGUAUGCCAUACAGUUGUUCCGGAAAGAGAACCAGGAAAUCCUGAUAAGAUUGUUUAUCAAGCCGCCUCUCCAGAUGAAGGUGCUCUGGUGAAGGGAGCUAAGAAACUAGGCUUCUCGUUCAACGUCAGGACUCCUACAUCAGUGAUUAUCAACGCGAUGGGCCAGGAAGAGGUGUAUGAAGUCCUAAAUGUGUUAGAAUUUAACAGCACUCGUAAGAGGAUGUCUGUAAUUGUUCGAACUCCAGAAGGAAAAAUCAAGUUGUACUGCAAGGGAGCUGAUACAGUAAUCUUCGAGAGAUUGCAAGACAAACAGAUGUACAUGGAUAGCACUGUAGAGCACUUGGAGGACUUCGCUAAAGAAGGUCUACGCACUCUUUGCAUAGCAAUGGCUGAGCUGGAGCCUGAGGAGUUCCAGCGGUGGAGUGAUAUCUAUUACAAAGCUUCCACAAGCUUGGAAAACAGAGAAAAGAACGUGGAUGACGCUGCUGAACUUAUCGAGAAGAAUUUGUUCCUGUUAGGCGCCACGGCCAUUGAAGAUAAGCUUCAAGAGGGUGUCCCAGAAAGCAUUGCUGCCCUAGCGGAUGCCGACAUUAAGAUUUGGGUUCUCACUGGUGACAAGCAAGAAACUGCCAUCAACAUUGGUUACGCUUGCCGUUUGCUGACUCCGGAGAUGAAGCUGUUAAUCUGUGGCGAAGAGACACUGGAUGGCACGCGUGAGUGGUUGAAUGAACAUGUCAAAUUGGUGGGUCGGAGUGGCUCAUCGAGUAAGAGACCGUCUGCCACAAGGGAUGAUCUUGGACUAAUCAUAACUGGCAAGACUCUGUUGCAUGGAUUGUCAGAUGAACUCAAGUUGAGUUUCUUGGAGCUGGCUCUCGGUUGUAAAGCUAUCAUCUGCUGCAGAGUGUCUCCUCUUCAGAAAGCUCAAGUUGUGCGACUCGUCAAGCAGCACGUAAAGGACGCCAUUACUCUUGCUAUUGGCGAUGGAGCAAAUGAUGUUGGCAUGAUUCAGGCGGCUCAUGUUGGUGUAGGUAUCAGUGGAGUUGAAGGUCUGCAGGCUGCCAGCGCUUCAGACUACGCCAUUGCACAGUUCCGUUACCUGAACAAGUUGUUGUUUGUCCAUGGAGCAUGGAGUUACCAACGACUAGCCAAACUCAUCCUGUACUCUUUCUACAAGAAUGUCUGUCUGUAUGUGAUUGAGCUAUGGUUUGCACUUGACAAUGGAUUUUCUGGCCAAAUCCUGUUUGACAAAUGGUGUAUUGGUAUUUACAAUGUGGUAUUCACUUCAGUUCCCCCUUUAGCCAUUGGCUUGUUUGAUCGGACAGUGACGUCAGAGAGCAUGCUCAAAUACCCCAAACUGUACAAAGAGUCACAGAAUGCCGAGAUUUACAAUACUAAGGUAUUCUGGAUGUGGAUCGCUGCGUCUGUGUACCAUUCCUUGCUGCUGUUUUAUCUUCCCUGUUUCAUGCUAAGACACGAGGCCCCUUUCAGUGAUGGAGUUAUUGUAGGCGAAUGGUUCCUAGGAAAUGUCGUAUACACGCUAGUCGUCAUUACGGUUUGUAUAAAAGCUGGAAUGGAACUGGACACUUGGAACUGGUUGUGUCACGUGGCCAUUUGGGGCAGUAUCGCCAGCUGGUUCAUAUUCCUGUUAAUUUACUGUAUUCCUGAUAUCGCUCUGUAUAUUGCUCCUCACAUGAUUGGACAGGAUCGUAUGCUGUACUCUUGUAUUGUGUUUUGGAUUUCUCUUUUCAUCAUACCGAUGAUAACACUGCUGCUGGAUUUCUUAUACAAGAUAUUUCGAAGAACAUUUUACAAAACUCUGAAAGAAGAAAUUCAGGAAGUUGAAGCUGAGCAUGGAGAUCCAAGUCGUUUAAUUAUGUCAGAUCAUGCUAUACACACACAAAUCUGGUCACGAAAUGAAGCGUUUGAGGACAGGAAAGACCGUGGUGCUUCUGCGCUUGGAUUUGCCUUUUCUCAAGAAGAGGAUGCUCGAGUGGGACAGGCAGAGCUUAUUCGUCGUUAUGACACCACUCUGAAGAAACCUCGAGGCGACUAAAGCACUCAUCUUAAUCAACCUCACGUUUGAGAAGUAGAAAAUAUUAGUGUUAUUAUUUUUUUCAUAAAAAAUUUAUAUAUUAUUUAGAGGGUAUUUCGUACCCAUUGUGUUCAAGCAAUAUCAAUGUUUUCGAAUGAUGGAAAUUAUCAUAAUUCUGAAUGUAAAUUUAGGAAAUAAGGAAUAUUGUUGUAUCAUAUUUUUUUUCGUCGAGCAAGGAAAGAAGUUUGUUUUUCGGCCGAAUCUCGUCUUUAAUGCGGUAUAAGAUGUUCAUAGACCGUCCUUAGUUAAAGUAUGUUGCUAGGUAACGUGACCUUACCAAUUGACGUAAUGCCGACACAAGGCUCGUCCUCAAUCUGAUUGGACGUUAAGAGUCGGACGGCGUUCGUGUCUUUUGACGGAGAU
Molecule: messenger RNA, 3430 nt
Organism: Pocillopora damicornis (cauliflower coral)
Lineage: Eukaryota; Metazoa; Cnidaria; Anthozoa; Scleractinia; Pocilloporidae
Product: phospholipid-transporting ATPase IA
Biological process (GO): phospholipid translocation
Cellular component (GO): plasma membrane; trans-Golgi network
Molecular function (GO): magnesium ion binding; ATP binding; ATP hydrolysis activity
Source: RefSeq, a predicted model, not a curated record